GCCUCUUGGGCUCGAGACAGGGGGUCUCGGCUGGCGGAGGAGGAAGAUGGCGUCGUCAAGGCUCGGAGUCGGGUCGCGCGGGCUCCCGCCGCCGCCGCCGCUCUUGCUGCUGCUGCUGCUGCUCGGGCCCUGGCCGGCGGCGGGCCACGGCGGCAAGUACUCGCGGGAGAAGAACGAGCCCGAGCCGCCGCCGCAGCGCGAGCCCGGCGGGGAGUUCCGUAUGGAGAAACUCAACCAGCUGUGGGAGAAGGCCCAGCGGCUGCAGCUCUCCCCCGUGAAACUGUCCGAGCUCCAUGCAGACCUGAAAAUGCAAGAGAGAGAGGAGUUCGCCUGGAAGAAGCUGAAGGCUGAGGGCCUCGACGCCGACGGAGAGAGAGCAGCCAAGCUCCUGCGCAACCUCAGCGUGAUCCUGGCCAAGUACGGCCUGGACGGCAGGAAGGACGCCCAGGCCGUGAACAGCAACUACCUCAGCGACACCGCCGAGGACGACAGCCUGGGAGACCCCAAGCUGGAGAAGCUGUGGCACAAGGCGAAGAGCUCGGGGAAGUUCUCCAGCGAGGAGCUGGCCAAGCUGUGGCGGGAGCUCCAGCACCACAGGGAGAAAGUGCACGAGUACAACGUCCUGCUGGACGCCCUGAGCAGAACCGAAGAGACCCGAGAGAACGUCAUCAGCCCGUUGGACGUGAGCCGCGUCAAGGAGGACGUGCUGCACAGCAAGCACGCGGAGCUGAAGGACCGGCUGCGCGCCAUCAACCAGGGCUACGACCGCCUGCGCCAAGUCAGCCACCGGGGCUACGGCGGCACCGAGGCCGAGUUCGAGGAACCCCGAGUGAUAGAUCUGUGGGACAUGGCCAAGUCCGCCAACUUCACUGAGAAGGAGCUGGAGUCCUUUCGGGAGGAGCUUAAGCACUUUGAAGCCAAAAUUGAAAAGCACAACCACUACCAGAAGCAGCUGGAAAUCUCUCACCAGAAACUGAAGCACGUGGAGAGCUUCGGGGACCAAGAGCACGUGAGCCGGAACAAAGAGAAAUACGCCAUGCUGGAGGAAAAGACCAAGGAGCUGGGCUACAAGGUGAAGAAGCACUUCCAGGACCUGUCGGGCCGCAUCUCCAGAGCGCGCCACAAUGAACUCUGAAGGCCGGGGAGGAGCGGGGCGCCGGGUGGGGUCCGCCCAAGGACGGGCCCGGGCGCUCCGUGGCGGCGCUGGACACGAACAGAACCUUGGAGGAGGCGUGCUGGGGACUGGCCGGGCGUCCGUGGUGCGGGAGGACGGCUCCGACUCCCCGAGUGCCCGAUGGGGGCGUGUCGGACUCAUGAAUCUGCCCCUGGAGAUACCGCGUCCGGAAAAACAUGUCGCGGGAUUUAAAUCGUCUGACGUGA
Messenger RNA from Felis catus (domestic cat), 1380 nucleotides. RefSeq names its product LDL receptor related protein associated protein 1 (gene LRPAP1). Gene Ontology annotation, cellular component: endosome; endoplasmic reticulum; cis-Golgi network. The record is from RefSeq and is a predicted model, not a curated record. NCBI's taxonomy places the organism in Eukaryota, Metazoa, Chordata, Mammalia, Carnivora, Felidae. The transcript has 8 exons. Bases 47 to 1135 code for a protein of 362 amino acids. Gene Ontology annotation, molecular function: receptor antagonist activity; low-density lipoprotein particle receptor binding; very-low-density lipoprotein particle receptor binding. Gene Ontology annotation, biological process: negative regulation of receptor internalization; negative regulation of very-low-density lipoprotein particle clearance.